Helicoverpa armigera (cotton bollworm) is the source of this 1549-nucleotide messenger RNA. It is a transcript of the gene Dsor1, whose product is annotated as dual specificity mitogen-activated protein kinase kinase dSOR1. Lineage: Eukaryota; Metazoa; Arthropoda; Insecta; Lepidoptera; Noctuidae. Gene Ontology annotation, molecular function: protein kinase activity; ATP binding. Bases 275 to 1549 code for a protein of 424 amino acids. The transcript is spliced from 9 exons. Gene Ontology annotation, biological process: protein phosphorylation. The record is from RefSeq and is a predicted model, not a curated record.
UCUCAUCAUCUGUCAUAAUCUGUCUGUCGUUCGCUGUCUCAGGUUGACAAAUUUUAGUUUUCCGAUUUUCUUUAUCGUUUUUCGAUCGUUGUUGAUUCUAAUUGUGAUAUUGUUUUUAUUUUAUUUUAUCAAAGUUCUUGGUUAUUAGUUACUUACGUGGAUCUUAGUGUUUAAGAUGCAGUGACAAAGGAAUUAAGUCGCCUAAUCUCGCUAUCAACUUGAAGAACAGCAAGGAGGUUUCAUGGGUUAAAGCGGUAGUCACCAGUUAUCCAAGAUGAGUAAAAUGUCGAAGAACAAACUGAAUCUGACCCUGCCACCAGGGUCGAUUGACACGGCUCCAGCGGUCACACCUUCUAACAUGACACCACAGCUAAAGUCUGCUACAGCCACAGAGCGGCAGGGUUUAGCUGGGAAGUCCAAGACCAGCAUUGAGGCUCUCACAGAGAGGCUGGAGCAAAUAGAGAUGGAUGACACCCAGCGUCGCCGGAUAGAAGUCUUCCUCUGCCAAAAGGAGAAGAUCGGAGAGCUUAGCGAUGAUGAUUUUGAAAAGCUUGGAGAGCUUGGUCAAGGUAACGGCGGCGUCGUUAUGAAAGUUCGUCACAAGUCGACUGGCCUCAUCAUGGCUCGAAAAUUGAUCCAUCUAGAAGUGAAACCAGCUAUCAAAAAGCAGAUCAUAAGAGAGCUGAAAGUACUCCAUGAAUGCAACUUUGCUCAUAUUGUGGGCUUCUAUGGAGCUUUUUAUAGUGAUGGCGAGAUUUCCAUAUGUAUGGAGUACAUGGAUGGUGGAUCACUUGAUCUGAUCUUGAAGAAGGCUGGCAGGAUUCCUGAAUCUAUUCUAGGAACAAUAACAUCAGCAGUACUGAAAGGACUGAGCUACUUGCGCGACAAGCACGCCAUCAUGCACCGCGACGUCAAACCGUCGAACAUCCUAGUCAACAGUAACGGCGAGAUUAAGAUCUGUGACUUCGGCGUGUCGGGGCAGCUUAUCGAUUCUAUGGCUAACUCCUUUGUGGGAACUAGGAGUUAUAUGUCACCGGAGCGUCUGCAAGGCACCCACUACUCAGUGCAGUCAGACAUCUGGUCUCUGGGGCUGUCGCUGGUGGAGAUGGCUAUCGGCAUGUACCCCAUACCGCCGCCCGACGCCAAGACGUUAGCCGCUAUAUUCGGCUCACAGAAUGAAGACCAUUCUCCGGGGCAGGUAGGCUGUAUUCAUGUUAAGGAAUUAAAAUACAAAAAAAAACCGCAGUCCGACAUCUGGUCUCUGGGGCUGUCGCUGGUGGAGAUGGCUAUCGGCAUGUACCCCAUACCGCCGCCCGACGCCAAGACAUUAGCCGCUAUAUUCGGCUCACAGAAUGAAGAUCAUUCUCCGGGGCAGCCGGAGCUGCAAGGCACCCACUACUCAGUGCAGUCCGACAUCUGGUCUCUGGGGCUGUCGCUGGUGGAGAUGGCUAUCGGCAUGUACCCCAUACCGCCGCCCGACGCCAAGACGUUAGCCGCUAUAUUCGGCUCACAGAAUGAAGACCAUUCUCCGGGGCAGAUUGAGGUAUAA